GAUAAUCAGCUGGGCGACCAGGUAGCUUGGUUAUUGUUGAUAAUCUUGUGAAAGUGAAUCUGGUGGGAAGUCGACGUCGGGAGUUUGUGGCAUCAUACAUUGGAGGAAAAGGGCUUUUUGUUACGAAGCAAUGAUUGACCGCGAGGAUAGCAACCAUUCGACGCAAACAUUCACCGAUGACAUUCCACUAUGCAACAAGUCCGCUGUGGCGGAAGCGACCAACAAGAAUUACAGGGAUAAAAGCACCGUUUUCGGAUCAUUGGAUAGAAGCAUGAAUUAUGCUUACGAUUAUGAAACAUCUCUCUAUGGUAUCUUUUCUGGACAAAAUGGCGUAUCUGUAGCUGAACGAACGAGAGAAUCUAUGAUCAUUUCCUUAUUUUUCGGCCAAGUGAAGGAAAGCAAAACACCAGACGAAGUUAAAGAUGUAUUGCGUAAAGCUUUCAUUGACGCUGAGAAUCGAAACCAGGAAGAAGUUGAUGGGCGUUUGGCUAAAAGAAUGGUUUUAUAUGAUAAAGUAAACGAUAAAAAUAUUACCUACGAGGAGUUUCAAAAGUAUCAAAAAGAGAUAAGUGAAAUUAACGCUGAACUCUUGGUCGGAUCAAGUGUUAUAUUGUGUCUUAUCCAUAACACGAAAAUGUACAUUUGCAAUAUUGGAACCUGUCGUGCUCUGCUCUGCAAAUACGAUGAGAAUAAUGCACCAAGAGUCGUGCAAUUCUCAGAUGAUCAUAAUUUAGACAAUCCCGAAGAAAUUAUGCGGUUGUCUCGUCUUGGAUUGGAUCGUGACGCAUUGGCGCAAUCCAAACUACAAAUAACAAGAUGCAUGGGAUGUUAUGCUUAUAAAGGUGGAUACAAAGAUUGUGAGCUUUAUGCAAAACUGGCAUCUGAACCAGUAAUUUCAACUCCAGAAAUCGUUGAAGGACAACAGAUCGAUGGAUCAUUUCAAUUUUUACUACUAUUAUCUGCUGGCUUAUGUAAUGCACUCCGGGAUAUUUAUCCAAACGAUGUCAGUCAACAGAAUCGGGAAAUAAUAAGAAUAACAGCGAAAGAGUUUGAAAGACAAUCAUCAAUACAAGCUGUCGCUAAAGCCGUUGUUAACAAAAUCGUGGAUUUACAUCACCAAGUGUACGUGGAAGGCACACGAAACAUAGUUGGCAUCGAUGAUCUAACAUUGCUUGUUCGAAGGUUUAAUGUUGAGAUGCCAAAUAUUUCAGUUAGUGGCAGCCAGGACACAAUUGUUCCAAACUCAAUGACGGAAAAUACUUUUACGAAUACAACAUCAUCAAUCUACAGCCGAAAACCCGGGAAAAUUGAGAGCGUUGAUCCCUAUAUUUGCUUCGAUUCAUACUAUGAGAAAGUAGCAGCUGCAAGAGCAAGCGGAACUUUGCCUGAGGGAAUAGAUUUCGAUUGAAUGUGGAGGAAAGAUUGUAGAUAGUAUUUCCAAAAUAUGCAAAGGGAUAUGCCAAAUAUUCACAUUAUCAACACAAAUAAAUAAAACCAUAUUUACAUUAUUUAUUUA
Molecule: messenger RNA, 1516 nt
Organism: Hermetia illucens (black soldier fly)
Lineage: Eukaryota; Metazoa; Arthropoda; Insecta; Diptera; Stratiomyidae
Product: TGF-beta-activated kinase 1 and MAP3K7-binding protein 1-like
Exons: 9
Coding region: 131-1408 (425 amino acids)
Biological process (GO): protein dephosphorylation
Molecular function (GO): protein serine/threonine phosphatase activity
Source: RefSeq, a predicted model, not a curated record